Messenger RNA from Annulohypoxylon truncatum, 1920 nucleotides. Its product is annotated as 3-hydroxyphenylacetate 6 hydroxylase. The record is from RefSeq and is a predicted model, not a curated record. The transcript is spliced from 4 exons. NCBI's taxonomy places the organism in Eukaryota, Fungi, Ascomycota, Sordariomycetes, Xylariales, Hypoxylaceae. Gene Ontology annotation, molecular function: heme binding; oxidoreductase activity, acting on paired donors, with incorporation or reduction of molecular oxygen; iron ion binding. Bases 1 to 1557 code for a protein of 518 amino acids.
AUGGAGACAAUCCAUUUUAUUCGUUAUUUACUGAAGCUGGCCGAGAGCUUACUGCAAUCACUUAUUGUUGGCACUCUCGCCGCGGCCGCGCUUUAUCUUGUCGGCAAUGAGAUCGUACGGAGUCGGUCUCGAAUUCCGGGAUUGAAGGGUCCGAGGGGUUGGCCAAUUGUAGGGAAUCUAACCGAGAUAUGGUCGAACGCGGCGAUCAAGUAUCAAGAAUGGGCUAAGGAGUAUGGCGACGUUUACCAAGUUAUGUUAGGGAAUAAUCGCGUGGUCGUGGUGAAUGGUGCCCAAGCCGCAAAGACAAUAUUUAGUUCCAACUCGCAAGCUCUCAGUUCUCGGCCGAUAACUUAUACGUUUCAUAAGGUAGCGUCUACCACUGCCGGCUUGACGAUCGGCACCUCACCCUAUGACGAUAGCUUGAAGCGGAAGAAGAAGGCAGCGGCCGUGGCACUCAAUCGCCCGGCCAUCCAGACUUAUAUCCCAUACCUAGAUCUUGAGACGAAGGCAUUUCUUCAAGACCUUUUCAACUAUGGCAAGGCAGGGACGCUCGCCAUUGAUCCACUUCCCAUGAUUCAACGGCUGAGCCUCUCACUAGUGAUGACAAUCAACUGGGGCGUGCGAAUUCCUUCUAUUGAAGAUGAACUAUUCAAGGAGAUCGUGCAGGUCGAAGAGGAACUGAACAAGACUAGAUCUACCGUCGGCAAUCCUCAAGACCACAUUCCACUCCUACGCUUGAACCCAAGGAACAAGGCCUUCGUCAAAGCACGCGAAUUACGGCGGCGUCGCGAUAAAUACCUAUCCAAGCUGAACGGAGAUCUCAAGGAACAAGUGGCCAAAGGUACUAACAAGCCCUGCAUCCAAGCGAGCGUGAUCAAGUACAAGGAGGUCGAGCUCAACGACGUCGAGCUCGCUUCCUUCAGCUUAUCCAUCACGUCCGGCGGAUUCGAAACGGUUUCAACUACGGUGCAGUGGUCGCUUGCAUAUUUUGCUCAGAAUCCCCACGUACAGGAUAAGGCGUAUGAGGAGAUACAGCGUUUUCAGGGGUCCAAUGAGCCGUUGUGCGACGCGGCCGAUGACCAGAAGUGCGCUUAUGUGCUUGCGCUCGCAAAAGAAGCACUUAGGAUCUACUCAGUAGUUCCCCUGUCGCUACCGAGGGAAACUAUCAAGGAUAUUCAGUAUGAGGGUGUUACGAUUCCGGCUAAAAGCACGGUAUACUUGAAUGCGUGGGCAUGUAAUCAUGAUCCCAAACUAUGGACCAACCCCGACGAAUUCAUUCCCGAACGAUGGCUAGAGAAGCCAGAUGCACCCAUCUUCACUUUUGGGUUAGGAUAUCGGAUGUGCGCGGCACAUAUCCUUGCAACACGCGAGCUAUACAUCAUAUUCAUGAGAUUGCUGAGUAGCUUCCGCUUGGAGGCCCCCGAAGAGAUCCGAUGCGAUCCCAGCGUAGAUAUGAAGAACCCGAAAGAUCUGAUAAUGGUGCCGAAGCCAUAUCGUGUGUUCUGCAAGCCAAGAGACGAAGCAAGGCUUAGACAAGCUUUGGACGUAUCUGAGUGAGGAAACGAUAGAUGACUUAUAACUUUUCAAAAUCUGAUAGCGACCUGUCAAUAUCCUGUCUUUGUACAUACUUUUGGAAGAGAAAAUUCGUUCCAACAACUUCCAAUGAUCAUCAUAACUACCUAACGACAUCUGAAACCCAUGAAAGGAACGUAAGGCUUUGCCGCAAGCUGGAAGUAAACUAGAAAUUUCAUGUUUCCAAUACUCGUUACAGGUCACUUAGGACAUGUUCUACAGACUGUAGUAGAUUCUACACACUUUGCCGAGGGAAGUGUCUUUCCCGUCUUUAUCGAGCACUGAGUCACAUUGAGAUCUAAGGCAGAAGCGAGAUUUGAUCAAUAUCUCUUGGUUUCUGUCUUCCUC